This is a messenger RNA of Lasiodiplodia theobromae, 2553 nucleotides long. Its product is annotated as Glucosidase i. Bases 1 to 2553 code for a protein of 850 amino acids. Gene Ontology annotation, biological process: oligosaccharide metabolic process; protein N-linked glycosylation. Gene Ontology annotation, molecular function: Glc3Man9GlcNAc2 oligosaccharide glucosidase activity. The transcript has 5 exons. Lineage: Eukaryota; Fungi; Ascomycota; Dothideomycetes; Botryosphaeriales; Botryosphaeriaceae. Gene Ontology annotation, cellular component: endoplasmic reticulum membrane. The record is from RefSeq and is a predicted model, not a curated record.
AUGCGCCCACUCAAACCGUCGUCCGCCGGGCGACGGGGCGGCGUCGCCCAGAAUUCCUUCAGCGCCGCCGCAACCAGCUUCUUCGCCGUCGCCGUUGCUGCUUUCUUGCUGCUAAGCCCAGCCGGUGCUCGCGCCGAGUCAGGCGAUGAGAGGAGCGAGGUUGUCCAGCAGAUUGAGCGCGCCUCCAAUGAGAGCUUGCUAUGGGGCCCGUACAAGCCGAACCUGUACUUUGGCGUGCGUCCGCGUAUCCCUAAGAGCUUGGCUGCUGGUCUGCUAUGGAGCAGGGUGGAGGAUUACAGGACGGUUCAGGACAACUUCCGCCACACAUGCGAGCAGCACGAAGGCAUGGCCGGCUACGGCUGGGACGAGUACGACCCGCGCACCGGCGGCAAGCAGACGAUCCACGACGCCGGCAACCAGAUCGACAUCACGACCGAGUUCGUCAAGGUGCCCGGCGGCGAGCACGGCGGCAGCUGGGGCCUCCGCGUCAAGGGCAACCCGCGCGAUGACGCCCCGGACAACCUCAAGUCGACCGUCGUCUUCUACGCCACGCUCGAGGGCCUCGGCAGCCUCGAGGUGCCCACCGAAGCCGCCGACGAAGAGGGCCUGGGCCGCGAUGGCGACGUCGAGAUCCAGGGCCAGAGCCAGGGCCUCGGUGCCUACACGAUCAAGGUCACCAAGGGCAAGGGAGAGCAUCCCGAGGAGCGCCACGAGGCUUGGGCCGAGAAGCCGCUGGAUAAGACGUUCGUCACUAGCGCCCAGCUGCCCGACAAUGCCAUGUGGCAGAUCAAGGCUGUGCUGUUUGCUGCUAUCAAGCAGACGGUUGAUGCUUUUGUGGCUCAGUUCGGAGAGGAGCAGAAUAUGCCUCCGCCCGAGAUGGUUUACACCAUCGCGCAUAAGCCGGGUAUGGGCAACUUGCAUUUCGUGCAGAAGGUUUUCGAGGGUCCUUUCGAGUUUGAUGUUCUCUUCUCUUCCGCGUCUGCUCCGAAGCCUAUCACCUCCGAGGACUUGACCCAGGAGAUCGAAGCCACCACCACUGCCUUCUCUAAGCGCUACAAUGAAGUCUUGAAGCCCCAAGCUCCUUUCAACAACGAAAAGUACAACGAGUUCUCGAAGUCGCUAUUCUCCAACCUUGUUGGUGGCAUUGGCUACUUCUACGGUGAUUCCCGCGUCGACCGCUCCUAUGCUCCGGAGUACGAGGAGGAGAAUGAGGGCUUUUGGGAGGAGGCUGCCGAGGCUCAAGCCAGGAACAAGCCCGAGCUCGAGGGUCCCUAUGAACUUUUCACCAGCAUUCCCUCCAGGCCCUUCUUCCCGAGAGGUUUCCUGUGGGACGAGGGCUUCCACCUGAUUCCGAUUGUUGAUUGGGAUGUCGAUCUCACUCUUCAGAUCAUCAAGAGCUGGUUCAACCUGAUGGAUGAGGAUGGUUGGAUUGCCCGCGAGCAGAUUCUCGGUGCGGAAGCCCGUAGCAAGGUUCCGCCGGAGUUCCAGGUCCAGUACCCUCACUACGCCAACCCGCCCACCCUGUUCUUCAUCGUUUCUGCUUUCAUCGAGAAGCUGCAGGCUCAGGCCCCCACGGAUGACUCCCAGCAGCCCAUCGUUUCUGGCGAGCAGUACACGACGUACCUCAAGAACCGCGAGGCCGCUCUCCAGUAUCUCCGCGAUCUCUACCCGCUGCUGAAGCGCCACUACUUCUGGUUCCGCCGCACCCAGGCCGGCGACAUCAAGUCAUAUGACCGUGAGGCCUUUAGCUCCAAGGAGGGCUACCGCUGGCGCGGCCGCACUCCCCGCCACAUCCUGACGUCCGGCCUUGACGACUACCCUCGUGCCCAGCCGCCGCACCCCGGCGAGCUCCACGUCGAUCUGAUUGCGUGGGUCGGCAUGAUGACGCGCAACAUCAAGGACAUCGCCGCCUUCAUCGGCGAGGAGGACGAUGUGGCCGAGUUCGCCAAGUACGAGAAUGCCAUUAUCCACAACAUCGACGACCUGCACUGGAACAAGGAGGAGAAGAUCCACUGCGAUGCUACUAUCGAUGACUACGAGGAGAGCGUGCACGUCUGCCACAAGGGAUACAUCUCGCUCUUCCCUUGGGUGCUCGGCCUUGUCACGGAUGAGGAGAAGGUUGGCAGCAUUCUCGAUCUUGUGGCUGAUGAGGAGGAGAUCUGGAGCCCCUACGGCAUCAGGAGCUUGAGCAAGAAGGACGAGCUCUACGGCACGGAUGAGAACUACUGGAGGAGCCCUGUCUGGAUGUGCAUCAACUACCUGGUGGUUGCACGCUUGUUGGAAACCGCCCAAUCCACUAGCCCGCACGCGAAGCGUGCCGCCAAGAUGUACACUGAGCUCCGCAAGAACCUGGUCGAGACCGUCUACGAGAGCUGGAAGGAGACGGGCUUCGCGUGGGAGCAGUACAACCCCGAGACGGGCAAGGGCCAGCGCACCCAGCACUUCACCGGCUGGACCAGCUUGGUCGUCAAGAUUAUGACUUUCCCGGAUGGCAAGGACUUGAAGGUCGGUGUCGCGCCGGCGAAGGAGAAGAAGGGUCAUGAUGAGUUGUAG